UUGUAAAGUACAUUCAGAACCUCCUCGUAACAUCCACAACCACAAAGACACUUCAAACCACAGCAGAUUUUCUACAAGGACACCGUUGAGACUUUCCACCCAGCUCUGUGUUUGUCUUUUUAUUUAUUUAUUUAUUUAUUUCAACUUCUGAGUAAAAGGUUUUGGAGAAAUCCAGAGCUGGAACUUUGUUUUUAGGUUUUUUUUAUAUAUUUUUUUUUUGGACAGGAUGGCACUGCGACAGAACCCUGAUAUGGAGCCGAACAUCGAGUUGUUUAUAAAGGCUGGACAUGACGGGGAGAACGUGGGGAACUGCCCCUUCUGCCAGCGGCUCUUCAUGGUGCUGUGGCUGAAAGGAGUCAAGUUCACAGUGACGACUGUUGAUAUGAGGAAGAAACCAGCAGAGCUCAAAGACCUGGCUCCUGGAACAAACCCUCCCUUCCUCCUCUACAACGGCACCCUCAAAACAGACUUCAUUAAGAUUGAGGAGUUUCUUGAACAAACAUUGGCCCCUCCCAGGUACCCUCAUCUCAGCCCACUGAACAAAGAGUCCUUCAAUGUUGGCGCUGACAUUUUUGCAAAGUUCUCUGCUUUUAUCAAAAACAGCCCAAACAAUGCCUUGCAAGAGAAAAACCUGCUGCGGGAGUUCAAGCGCCUGGAUGACUACCUGAACACCCCCCUCCCUGAAGAGAUAGACCACAACUCAAGGGAAAACAUCAUCACCUCCAACAGGAUGUAUCUGGAUGGCAAUCGGCUCACACUGGCUGACUGCAACUUACUACCCAAACUGCACGUUAUUAGGGUUGCUGCCAAGAAGCACUGUGACUUUGACAUUCCAGCCCACUUCACGGGCGUGUGGCGUUAUCUAAAAAAUGCCUACGCCAGAGAGGAGUUUAAGCAGACGUGUCCAGCUGACAUUGAAAUUGAGAAGGCUUAUUUUAGUGUGGUCAACAAGAGGAAAUAAACCUUUCAUUCUGUGGAA
Messenger RNA from Thalassophryne amazonica, 979 nucleotides. RefSeq names its product chloride intracellular channel 2 (gene clic2). The transcript has 6 exons. The record is from RefSeq and is a predicted model, not a curated record. The coding region runs from base 227 to 961 and encodes 244 amino acids. NCBI's taxonomy places the organism in Eukaryota, Metazoa, Chordata, Actinopteri, Batrachoidiformes, Batrachoididae. Gene Ontology annotation, molecular function: chloride channel activity. Gene Ontology annotation, biological process: negative regulation of ryanodine-sensitive calcium-release channel activity; chloride transmembrane transport.